UCCACUGUGCCAGAGCAUUAGAAAACGCAACCAUGUCCAGCAAACAAAUCGUUCUACUCGCUGCCUGCACCGUCCUGUUGGUGAUCGCGUCCGUUGUUUCGGCGAACCCAAGCGAUUCAGCACCCGAUAGGGAACAAGAGGUGUCAGCCAAAUCGUACUUCGGAUAUCAAACAAAGCCGAAAGACUCCUACAAGAAGCUGACGGAAGAAGUGGCCGAGUACUGUCGGCUGAUCAGUCCCGAAAUCACCGGCCUGAGAGAGAAAAUCGAAACCCUGCAAAAGAAGCUGUUCUACCGAAAGGACAAGGAGCACGGUGGCUACAACUACAACGACCUGGAACAGAUGCAGAGAAUGUUGGCCCAGCAAAAGGCGGCCCUGGAUGCGCUACGCAAUGAACGGCCUAGUGUUUAGGGAAGGGAAUCGGAAAUUUAGUACGAACGGAUAAUGGCAUGCCUACAAUUAAGAGUUUUAUGUUUAGAAGCGAACUAGACCCAAGGGAGGAAAAUUAUGCUCGAAAAUAAAAUUAUUUAA
This is a messenger RNA of Anopheles arabiensis, 530 nucleotides long. RefSeq lists its product as uncharacterized. The transcript is spliced from 2 exons. The record is from RefSeq and is a predicted model, not a curated record. NCBI's taxonomy places the organism in Eukaryota, Metazoa, Arthropoda, Insecta, Diptera, Culicidae. Bases 33 to 410 code for a protein of 125 amino acids.